AUGUUUCUAAAGAAGGAUUGCCAAUUGGACGAGGAUGGCCAGAAGUAUUUGAGCUCCCACAACUACAGCUUCAAAAGCCUUCUCCAUGGCACGAAGCCGAAGCAGAGCUGGGAGUUUGGAAGUAACGUUGCGCGGGCAUGUGACUGCACGUUUGCAGUGGUUGCGACCUUUGCUGUGUCGAUGGGAGCGUUUCUGCUGCCGUGGGCCUUGGCAAUUUUAUGCAUACUGACAGCUGGAUACAUCAUCGGCAAGCUCGCGUGCUCCAUGUUCAUUCUCGUGCUUAGUGUCCUUGUGGGCAAAAUCCACAAGAAUCAGCAUGAGCGAGCGGUCGUCUUCUGGAGUUGGUUUCCGUGUUGGAAGUUUCUCUUGUGCUGCGUUGGAUGCCUCGCCGGGGCGCUUACCGGACACCAGCUCUGGCAGAACUAUUGGCAGCAGUACAGCGACAUUUCACUCCUGAAGGCGUAUCAUGGCAUAGAUCCGUCUGUGGUUCCGGGGAGUCAGAUUCAAGAUUCUGGCGCGGUGGACUUUGUCUCUGCCGGUGUCGAUUCUGAACACGGUGGAUGCUUCAUGAAUGCUGGCACGACGUACUGCGUGGCACCGAUAGUCGCAAACGGCACGAUCCAUCAUAGUGUUGGAGGAGCGCCGCGAUAUGGAAGCUUCGACUACUUUGCUGUGGGUGUUGACUGUUGUUCGUGUCCGAACAUAAACUUCCGAUGUGGUGCCUGGAGGCAUCCUUGGGCAGAGGGCGGAAUCCGUUCAACAGACUUGGAAGCCAGACCGUUCUUCCGACUAGCUGUGGAUGAAUGGGCCAGCACAUACCGCAAGACCUCCAAUCACCCUCUUUUCUUCGAGUGGGUUGAGUCACCGGUUGUGCACUGGAAGAGCCUGCGUCAUGAAUUCCUCCGCCGGCUUUUGCUGGCACUGGUGUGCUGCGUCGGCAUCGUCAUGGCCUUUACUCUGACGCUUGCACGACUGCUCCAGGCCCUCGUGGUCCACGGCUUCGCCUCGCCCCUCAACGUGCCAGCACCGCCAGAGGGCUUCGAGACUGCCUGGGCACGCUUCCUGCCAGAGAUGCUGGAGAGCUACAAGGAGAGUCAGUUGCAGCAGAACGCUACAUCUUGUGCUGAAAGCCGUGAGAGCUGCUAUGGAGCUGUCGACAUCUCGUCUACAAGCUCUGCCUGA
Molecule: messenger RNA, 1182 nt
Organism: Symbiodinium sp. CCMP2456
Lineage: Eukaryota; Dinophyceae; Suessiales; Symbiodiniaceae
Source: the annotation of a GenBank genome assembly